This is a messenger RNA of Haliotis rubra (blacklip abalone), 1762 nucleotides long. RefSeq names its product acetoacetyl-CoA synthetase-like. Gene Ontology annotation, biological process: lipid metabolic process. Gene Ontology annotation, molecular function: acetoacetate-CoA ligase activity. The record is from RefSeq and is a predicted model, not a curated record. Gene Ontology annotation, cellular component: cytosol. Lineage: Eukaryota; Metazoa; Mollusca; Gastropoda; Lepetellida; Haliotidae.
CACGCUGCAAGCUGUGGUCGUGUGUUGAGCAGACGAAGUUGUUUCGAAGCUGUUAGCAAUGGAUGUGGCCGGUGACAACACCCCUAGGGUCAUGUGGAAGCCUGAUAGAAGCAAACCAACCAAAAUGGAUAGACUCAGGACAUCCAUCAAUGAGAAAUACGGAGUUAAAUUGGAAACAUACCAACAAUUCCAUCGAUGGUCAUGUGAUCAUUAUGCUGCAUUUUGGGAGGAAGUAUGGAAAUUUACAGGCGUGAUUUCCUCUGCUCCAUACAAACAGGUGGUAGAUACCUCCAAGAACAUAGCAGAGGUGCCGGAAUGGUUUCACGGAGCCAGACUGAACUAUGCAGAGAAUCUACUGCAGUACAAUGAUGACAGAGUGGCUAUCUAUGCUGCAGGUGAGGGAAGAUCUGAGGUGAUAAAGAGGACGUACAAGGACCUGAGGAAAUCUGUAGGGCUGUAUGCAUCAGCCAUGAAGAAGAUGGGCGUGAAGUCUGGUGAUCGAGUUGUAGGUUACAUUCCCAACUGUAUCGAGGCUGUGGAGGCGAUGUUAGCAGCAGCAAGUAUUGGAGCAAUAUGGAGCUCAACAUCACCUGACUUUGGUGUAGUGGGUGUGUUGGAGAGGUUUUGUCAAAUACGUCCCAAGUUGAUAUUUAGUGUGAAUGCUGUCAACUACAAUGGCAGAAUGCACAACCAUUUGGAAAAGUUACAGCAGGUUGUCCGAGGUUUACCAGAUCUGGAGAGAGUUGUCAUCAUUCCUUUUGUGGCAGAAGCACAAUGUGACCUAUCACACAUUCCUAAUGGGUGCCUGUUGGAAGAUUUCUUGAAUGAUGGGAAGGAGGAUGGUGCUAUUCCCCAGCUGGAGUUCGAGCAGGUGCCCUUCAACCACCCCCUGUUUAUCAUGUACUCUUCUGGGACCACUGGGGCACCCAAGUGUAUGGUCCACUCAGCUGGGGGCACCCUGUUAAAACAUUUAGAAGAGCACUGUAUUCAGAGUGACAUGACACGAGAUGACAUCAUGCUCUACUACACAACAGCUGGCUGGAUGAUGUGGAACUGGUUGGUCUCUGUCCUGGCCGUCGGGGCAGCCAUUGUUCUGUAUGACGGCUCACCACUGGUGCCCCACCCCAACGUCCUGUGGGACCUGGUGGAUCAGAUAGGUAUCACUGUCCUGGGAACUGGAGCUAAGUGGUUGUCUGUGCUGGAGGAGAAGGAUGUCAAACCAGGUGAGACGCACAAGCUGACGACAUUGAAGAUGAUCCUGUCGACAGGCUCCCCGCUCAAGCCCCAGUCCUAUGAUUAUGUAUACAGGGACAUCAAAAGUGACUUGCUCCUGGGCUCCAUCACAGGUGAGGUCUUCUAUGACGGCACCCUGAAUCCAAACGGUGUAAGAUUCGGCAGUGCAGAAAUAUACAACAUAGUGGAAGCCUUCAAGGAGAUUCAGGAAGUGUGUGUCGCCCAGCGUAGCGCAGACAGGAUGGAAGAGAGAGUUGUCCUCUUCCUCAAGAUGGCGCCGGGGAGCGAGUUCAGCAAGGAGGUUAUUGGCAACAUCAACUCCUCCAUCAGGAUGUAUCUGUCUGCCAGACAUGUGCCUUCUAUUAUUCUGCCGAUUGAUGAUAUUCCUUACACCAUCUCUGGUAAGAAGGUUGAGGAUAGCCGUAAAACGUGCCAUCUCCGGUCUGGACGUCCCCCCAACAUGGUGCCCUCGCCAACCCAAGCUCCAUCGACCUCUUACUACAGCAUUCCAGAGCUGCUGAACUUCUAG